GCUAGCUAGCUGCUAACAAAGAGACAAACGGAAGUGACCAACACGUCGCUAAAGUGUUGUUAUUGUGUGAAAAUGUGUCAAGUAGAAGCGCUGAGAAUGUUGGCGAAUUAAAGAGUAAAUAUUUGCAGUGCUGGAAAGAACGAUAGCUUUCUCGGAACGAGGACUUUUGUGGAAGAGAAGAGGAGAACGAAGGUCAAGAAAAGAAACAUCAAGAAAAGUGGUUUCCUUCCGGAGCCUUGGAUCCGAGCUUGUGCGUCUCGCUUCCUCGGACUCCCCCCCGGAUCUCGACUGCCUCCCUCAAUCCUCCACCCACGCUUUUGACACGGACCUCUUGACGCCUCUCUCAGCCCCACGGACCUCCCGCUUGUCUCACGGACCUCCGAGCUCCGCCUUUGUCCCUCCUGAUCUUCUCUCUCAACACUUCACGACCUCAGUGGAGAGCAGGAGUGAAGCUUCACAAUGGAGCAAGAGGAGCCACACAUAAAAAAGGAAGAGGAGGAAUCGCAGCAUUCCCACUUCAAAAGGGAAGCGGAGGAAUCACCGCCCCCCCGCAUUAAAGAGGAAGAAGAAGAACGCAGCGUCAGUCAGGAGUUCUCAGUGAUCCGUGUGGUCGUGAAGAGUGAAGAAGAGGAGGUGAAAGGUGAAAGUGAGGAUCAGAGAGAGGUGGAGAGACCAGGCAUCAGCUCAACUCAUCACAUGACAGCAGAAGGUGGUGGUGGUGGUGGUGGUGGUGGUGGUGGUGGAGGAGACUUAGCUCCACUGUCAGAUAGUGAGCACACAACAUCUUCUGACACUGACGAGGAAGACUCCAAAGCUGGUACGACGUGUCAGACCGACGACACACACUUCAAAUGUUCUUUCUGUGACAAAACCUUCACCAAGAAGAGAAGUCUGAAAAGUCACCAGAAGAAUCACACGGAGGAGAAACGCUUUAUGUGUUCAGAUUGUGGCAAAACCUUCUCUCUCAAAUCACAUUUGAUGAGACACAGCAGAAUACACACUGGAGAAAAACCUUUUUCCUGUUCAAUAUGCGGUAAAGACUUCACUCUGAAAGGAAGUCUGACCAUACACAUGAGGAGGCACACUGGAGAGAAACCUUUCGAGUGCUCAAUUUGCGGCAAAAGAUUUUCUUGCAACGUAAACUGCACGUCGCACACGCGCACGCACACGGGAGAGAAACAGUUUUCCUGCUCGGUUUGUGGCAAAAGUUUUGCACGGCGAGGCGACUUGAAAAUACACACCAGGAUACACACCGGAGAGGAACCCUUUUCCUGUUCAAUAUGCGGGGUGGGGUUCGUGCGCAGUCAGUGUUUGAAAAGACACACGCGAAAACACACCGGGGAGAAACCUUUCACCUGCUCGGCGUGCGGCGCCAGUUUCGCGCGGCGGGACGACAUGAUAAUGCACACCCGGCGGCACACGGGAGAAAAACCUUUUUCCUGCUCCAGCUGCGACAAAAGCUUCUGCAACAAGACCAACCUGGCGAGACACACGAGGACGCACACCGGCGAGAAAGUGUUCCGGUGCAGCGUGUGCCCGCUGAGUUUCUCCUACAAAUACCAGCUUGACAAGCACGCGUGUGCGGGGGAGAACUGCACCACCAAAUGAAAAUAACUCUCAAGACGGAACAUUUUGUCAGCUUCACCACAUAUAACUCGGUGACGUCAUUGUUGUGUAGCAAUUAUUGAUCAGUCAGUGUUGUCGACGCCAUAUUUAUUGUUAAUGCCCUUUUCCUGCUAAAUUCCUGCUUUAUUGUACAGUCAAGAUUGUGCUUUUUAAUUAUUAUUCAUGUUGUUUCCACUGAUUUACCACAAAGAGAUGUUUUUAUAUUUAUUUAGGACAUAUCAGGUUGGAUCUCUCCGGUGAGGUAGGACUCAAUAGCUUGCUUAUGGUCGGACCUGCAGCACUUGUGGGACGCAGCCUGGAAGAGGCAACGUACACUAUGUUGCCAAAAGUAUUUGGCCAGCCAUCCAAAUGAUGAGAAUCACUAAUCACUUGGCCUGGUGUAUCAAAUCAAGCACUUAGGCAUGGAGACUGUUUCUACAAACGUGUGAAAGAAUGAGCCGCUUUCAGUGAUUUCCAGCGUGGAACUGUCAUAGGAUGCCACCUGUGCAACAAAUCCAGUCCUGAAAUUCGCUCGCUCCUAAAUAUUCCAAAGUCAACUUUAUUAUAAGAAAAAUGUAGAGUUUGGGGAACAACAGCAACUCAGCCACCAAGUGGUAGGCCACGUAAACUGACAGAGAGGUCAGCAUUAGGGAUGUCCGAUAAUAUCGGCCUGCCGAUAUUAUCGGCCGAUAAAUGCGUUAAAAUGUAAUAUCGGAAAUUAUCGGUAUCGUUUUUUUUAUUAUCUGUAUCGUUUUUUUUUGUUUUUUUUUAAUUAAAUCAACAUAAAAAACACAAGAUACACUUACAAUUAAUGCACCAACCCAAAAAACCUCCUUCCUCAUUCACACAAAAGGGUUGUUUCUUUCUGUUAUUAAUAUUCUGCUUCCUACAUUAUAUAUCAAUAUAUAUCAAUACAGUCUGCAAGGGAUACAGUCCGUAAGCACACAUGAUUGUGCGUGCUGCUGCUCCACUAAUAGUACUAACUUUUAACACUUCAUUUGACUCAUUUUCAUUAAUUACUAGUUUCUAUGUAACUGUUUUUAUAUUGUUUUACUUUCUUUUUUAUUCAAAAAAAUAUUUUUAAUUUAUUUAUCUUAUUUUAUUAUUAUUAUUUUUUUAAAAAGUACCUUAUCUUCACCAUACCUGGUUGUCCAAAUUAGACAUAAUAAUGUGUUAAUUCCACGACUGUAUAUAUCGGUUGAUAUCGGUAUCGGUUGAUAUCGGUAUCGGUAAUUAAAGAGUUGGACAAUAUCGGAUAUCUGCAAAAAGCCAUUAUCGGACAUCCCUAGUCAGCAUAGUGCAAAGACUUUCUGCACAGUCACUUGCUACACAGCUCCUGUGACCUUCCAAUUAGCCCACGUACAGUACGCAGAGAGCUUCAUGGAAUGGGUUUCCAUGGCCGAGCAGCUGCAUCUAAGCCAUGCAUCACCAAGUCCAAUGCACAGCGUGAGAUGCAGUGGUGUAAAGGACAUCACCACUGGACUCUAGAGCAGUGGAGACGCCUUCUCUGGACUGAUGAAUCACAUUUUUCCAUCUGAUGGACCAGUCUGGCGUUGGAGGUUGCCAGGAGAACGCUACAUUUCGGACCGCAUUGUGCCGAGCGUGACAUUUGGUGGAGGAGGAAUUAUGCUGUGGGGUUGUUUUUCAGGAGUUAGUUCCAGUGAAAGGAACUUUGACGGCUCCAGGAUACCAAAACAUUUUGGACAAUUCCAUGCUCCCAACCUGGUGGGGACAGUUUGGAGCGGGCCCCUUCCUCUUCCAACAUGACUGUGCACCAGUGCACAAAGCAAGACAUGGAUGACAGAGUCUGGCGUGGAUGAACUUGACUGGCCUGCACAGAGUCCUGACCAGAUGAAUUAGAAGGGAGACUGAGAGCCAGGCCUUCUCCACCAACAUCAGUGUGUGACCUCACCAAUGCACUUUUGGAAGAAUGGUGGAAAACUCCUAUAAAGACACUCCGCAACCUUGUGGACAGCCCUCCCAGAAGAGUUGAAGCUGUAAUAGCUGCAAAAGGUCAUAUUGAACCCUAUGGGUUAGGAAUGGGAUGGCACUUCCUGUUCAUGUGUGAGUCAAGGCAGGUGGCCAAAUACUUUUGUCAUUAUAGUGUAGCUCCCAAUUUAGCUCUCCAUCUCCGUUAAUAUCCUUGCUGAUGGUCAUCCUGCAAUUAUGAGCUUUGGGUUGUGACCUGAAGCACAAGAUCAGGAGUAGGAGCGUCCAAAAGGAGUUUCCUAAAGAGGCGCUUACUAAAACAGGCAGUUAUUUCAUAAAAACAACCCCGAUUCCUUCCAUUCACAACAGAUAUUUAUUCAGUUUGGUCUUAAUUUGUGCACUUAAAAUUCUCCAACGGUUCGGAGCCAUCAAGACCAGAAGAAGGCAGUUGUUUACCUUUUAGUAAACCUGCAAGACAAGCUCAGCUCUCCCUAAAAUGUCAAAAAAGAGGUCAAAUAUGUACUUAAGUGUUGAAAUGUAACGGGCUAAAUAUGCGCUAGGAUGCUUUUCUCGUUUGUUUACAGUCAGUUUAUUUAUGACCACAGGUGGACUCCUGUUAAGUUGUUGGAACAUGUCAAAGAUGAUGAGCUGAAACAGGAUGCACUUGAUCUCACUUUUGAGCAUCAUGACUAAGGCCGAGAAUGCUUAUGUACAUGUGCUUUGUUGGUUCUUUGUUUUUAACAAAUUAGUAAAAAUUACUUAUAUAAAAAUGUUCACAUUUUCAUUAUUAUCCACUUUUUGCACUUUUCAAACACGGACUUCACACAAACUGCACAUGUGAUUUCUUUAUUUAUUUCUUAAAUAUUUUUUUAAUGUAUUUUCUAACAUUUCUGUCAUCAUGGGGUAUCGUGUGUAGAAUUUGUAUUUAAUUUUAUUUAAUUUUUAUUGGCAUCCAGCAUCAGACAUUCCUAUCCAUGACAUCAUAUUUGCAUACAUUAAACAUCUAUUGUCUGCCCUAAAUGACAAAAUAUGUUUUUUUGUUUAUAUCCCAACGAUACCA
Entelurus aequoreus (snake pipefish) is the source of this 4594-nucleotide messenger RNA. RefSeq names its product gastrula zinc finger protein XlCGF17.1-like. The record is from RefSeq and is a predicted model, not a curated record. NCBI's taxonomy places the organism in Eukaryota, Metazoa, Chordata, Actinopteri, Syngnathiformes, Syngnathidae. Gene Ontology annotation, biological process: regulation of transcription by RNA polymerase II; central nervous system development. The coding region runs from base 460 to 1608 and encodes 382 amino acids. Gene Ontology annotation, cellular component: nucleus. Gene Ontology annotation, molecular function: DNA-binding transcription factor activity, RNA polymerase II-specific; RNA polymerase II cis-regulatory region sequence-specific DNA binding. The transcript is spliced from 3 exons.